UGUCAGAAGCGUGUGACGUACGAUUAGGAAGACACAUUUGUGCACGAAGUUCACGCGCAGCGCCACGGGACAGGAGGAUGCGGGGUCGCCUACUGUGAGGAACAUUAGAUAUGCUAAUAGUUGUUAUUUUAUCCGGGCUAGCCUGCAAAUGAACGCAACUCAGUCAGUCAGUAGGCUUGCAAGGGUUCACGUACGCCACCACGCAUAUAACGGGCUUCUGCCGCGGAUUAACGGAUUGCUAUCACCGGCCAUUGCCCGCGGCGCUUUAACAGGCGGUAUACUCACACAAACCCGCACCGCGUGUUGACUUUUGUACCUGUCGACGUUUGGCCGACGGUAAUAGGACUAAAGCAGAGGGGUGGAGCCGCAAGCCAUGAGUAAAUGACGUCAACUCCCAGGUCGCCAAAGAGUGAAACAAACAUGGCGACAGAGUGGAGCGGGCAGCAAGGGUAUGUUCUGACUUUGAUGAUCUUUCUAUGGAGUGCGGUCGGAGGGAGGACCGAGACGGGGCCAGCCGCGGGCGGCGGUGCCGGCGGCAGCGGCACGCACGUGCUUGGUAUGCGGCUGGAGAAAAGCGACAAACCGAGCGGCACCACGGACGGCGGGGUCAUCCAGGUAACGGAGGAGAGUACCGUCCAGCUCCGGUUCUACGGAGUGCACUUACACUCGGACACCUGGACGCAAAUCCGCUUCACGGAGCUCGCGAAUGAGGACGACGAGGAGGAGGGGGGCGGCUCCCCUCAUGACAUGUCGCUCGGGAUGGACCCCGCGAACAGGACUUGCGCCGACUUUACCAAGGAUAUCAGCGUGGCCACGUUCAUGAACGUCAGUGGUCGCGGGACCACCGGCGUGCUCAGCAUCAACGUGAAGCCGCUCCGCAAGAGCGAGCCGCGGAAGGAGUACGCGCUGUGCGUGCGCAGCGUGGACGGCAGCCGCUGGGUGCUGUUCGGGGACAGCGACGGCCGCUUCCUGGUGGUGGAGGCGAAGAAGUCCCUGCUGCCCUUGUGGUUCCAGUGCAUCCUGCUGUGCUGCCUUUUGGUGCUGUCGGGCAUGUUCAGCGGGCUGAACCUGGGCCUCAUGGCCCUUGACCCCAUGGAGCUGCGCAUCGUGCAGAGCUGCGGCACCGAGAAGGAGAAGAAGUACGCCCGCAAGAUCGAGCCCAUCCGCAGGAAGGGCAACUACCUGCUGUGCUCCCUGCUGCUGGGCAACGUGCUGGUCAACACCACCCUGACCAUCCUGCUGGACGACCUCAUCGGCUCGGGCCUGGGCGCCGUGGUGGCGUCCACGGUGGGCAUCGUCAUCUUCGGCGAGAUCGUUCCGCAGGCGCUGUGCUCGCGCCACGGGCUGGCGGUGGGCGCCAACACCAUCAUGGUGACCAAGUUCUUCAUGCUGGUCACCUUCCCGGUGAGCUUCCCCGUCAGCAAGCUGCUAGACGUGCUGCUGGGCCAGGAGAUCGGCACGGUGUACAACCGGGAGAAGCUGGUGGGCAUGCUGAAGGUGACGGAGCCGUACAACGACCUGGUGCGCGAGGAGAUGAACAUGAUCCAGGGGGCGCUGGAGCUGCGCAACAAGACGGUGGAGGACGUGAUGACGCCCAUCGGGGACUGCUUCAUGAUGGUGUCGGACGCCGUGCUGGACUUUGACACCAUGUCGGAGGUGAUGGAGAGCGGCUACACGCGCAUCCCCGUGUUCGACGGCGAGCGCUCCAACAUCGUGGACAUCCUGUACGUCAAGGACCUGGCCUUCGUGGACCCCGACGACUGCACCACGCUGAAGACCAUCACCAAGUUCUACAACCACCCGGUGCACUUUGUGUUCCACGACACCAAGCUGGACGCCAUGCUGGAGGAGUUCAAGAAAGGUAAGUCCCACCUGGCCAUCGUCCAGAAGGUGAACAACGAGGGGGAGGGAGAUCCCUUCUACGAGGUGCUGGGAUUGGUCACCUUGGAGGACGUCAUCGAGGAGAUCAUCAAAUCAGAGAUCCUGGAUGAAUCCGAUCUUUACACCGACAACAAGAACCGGAAGAAGGUGGAUCCCAACAAGAACAAGAGGGACUUCUCGGCGUUCAAGAACGACGGGGACAGCCAGGUGAAGAUCUCCCCCCAGCUGAUGCUGGCGGCUCACCGGUUCCUGGCCACAGAGGUCAGUCUGUUCAGCCCCUUCCUGGUGACGGAGAAGGUGCUGCUGAGGAUCCUGCGUCACCCCGACGUCAUCCAGGAGGUCAAGUUCAACGACGGCGACAAGCGCUCGCCGCACCACUUUGUGUACCAGCGGGGCCGGCCCGUAGACUACUUCAUCCUCAUCCUGCAGGUACGCCCAGGGCGCACUUCAAAGUGAAGGCGCAGAACAUGAGUUGUGUAUUUUGUUUUGACGUUGACUUUUGUGGGGAUUAGAAAAAUCGUAUAAAUAUGACGCACGCCCGGGCGCGCACAGCCACACAAAUUGUUCUACCCCACUUCCUUUGCAAUUAUCCACAUGACUCUUAGUACAUCUUGACCGUCAUGCCUGCUUAGUAAUAAUAGGCUUUGGUGUGAAUGACUUUCACACAAUCACACCCCCCUUAGCGUCUGCCCUGGCGGACAGACAGAAACUUAAUGGGGACUGGAUUUCAGGCAACGGUCCACAA
Gadus chalcogrammus (walleye pollock) is the source of this 2626-nucleotide messenger RNA. RefSeq names its product metal transporter CNNM4. Gene Ontology annotation, biological process: magnesium ion transport; magnesium ion homeostasis. Gene Ontology annotation, molecular function: magnesium ion transmembrane transporter activity; sodium ion transmembrane transporter activity. The record is from RefSeq and is a predicted model, not a curated record. Gene Ontology annotation, cellular component: plasma membrane. Lineage: Eukaryota; Metazoa; Chordata; Actinopteri; Gadiformes; Gadidae. The coding region runs from base 382 to 2337 and encodes 651 amino acids. The transcript is spliced from 4 exons.